Emiliania huxleyi CCMP1516 is the source of this 708-nucleotide messenger RNA. RefSeq lists its product as hypothetical. The coding region runs from base 1 to 708 and encodes 235 amino acids. The transcript has 2 exons. Lineage: Eukaryota; Haptophyta; Isochrysidales; Noelaerhabdaceae. Gene Ontology annotation, biological process: regulation of DNA-templated transcription. Gene Ontology annotation, cellular component: nucleus. The record is from RefSeq and is a predicted model, not a curated record. Gene Ontology annotation, molecular function: RNA polymerase II cis-regulatory region sequence-specific DNA binding; DNA-binding transcription factor activity, RNA polymerase II-specific.
AUGAUGGCGCCCGGCAUCAACGUGCUCACCAAGGACCACUUCGUCGGUGACGAGGGAGAGCCCGUCCUCCCCCUCCAACCCGCCCUCCCCGACCCGCCGCAAGCCGCGGAGCCGGCCGGCGCCGCGGAGGCGGCGGCCCCACAGCCGUCGCCGUCGCCCGCGCCGCCGCCUCGCCAGCCCGGCUCGGGCGGCGGCGGCGGCGGCGGCGGCGGCGGGUCGGAGCGGUCGCGGCCGCGCAACGCGCUCGAGCGGCGGGAGUGGACGGCGGAGGAGGACGAGAUCAUCAAGGACGGCGUGCGGCAGUACGGCUACCGCUGGCGGCGCAUCGCCUCACAGCUGCAGGGCCGCUCGGACGACGCGGUGCGCAACCGCUGGUCGCGGCUCAAGGGCGGAGAGGAGGGCGAGCCAAAGGCCGGGCUCAGCAAGGGCGGCGCCUCGGGCCGCAACGCGGCGGGCGACACGGGCGUCACGGGCGACGGAGGCAGCCCGGCUGCGCCGCCCGUGCGGCGGCGCGCGUCUGCGAGCGGGGAGGAGGGCGGAGCAAAGCCGGAGCGGAUCGGGUGGACGCAGGCCGAGGACGCGAUCAUCAUCUCGUCGCGCAUCCCCGGCCGCACCGAGCACGCCAUCCGCAACCGCUGGCAGCGGCUGCUCAAGAUGGUGGAGGAGCAGCAGGCGCCGCCGCCGCCGCCGCCGCCCCUCAUCGCGUGA